Molecule: messenger RNA, 1454 nt
Organism: Corylus avellana
Lineage: Eukaryota; Viridiplantae; Streptophyta; Magnoliopsida; Fagales; Betulaceae
Product: phosphoribosylglycinamide formyltransferase, chloroplastic
Biological process (GO): 'de novo' IMP biosynthetic process
Cellular component (GO): chloroplast; cytoplasm
Molecular function (GO): phosphoribosylglycinamide formyltransferase activity
Source: RefSeq, a predicted model, not a curated record
GGUACCCUGCCCGCUCCCCAGUGGCUACACCUCUUUCCUUCGUUUGCCUCACUCUUCUGCCGCUUUUGUUUCAAGCUUCGCGGUUGAACGCGGAAGAGAAAACCCACAAAAAAGCCACUGUCAAAUUAUCAUCAAUUCCUUUCCCUAUUUUAUCUCUUCCACCAAAUAAAACCCUGCUGAACUCUAUUUUAUCCGGUAUUUCAAUGGAAACCCAGAGAUUGCUUUCUGGGUUUUGCUCAAACCCAACGAUCCCACCCGUCCGAAACACCAAAAAGCCUUUCUUUGUGGCGUCACCGCCUACUUCUUCAGCAUCUUUCUAUCAACCCCGCAAAUGGGUCUCGUAUAGAACCUGUCAUUUUGUUCCGCAAAGGGUGGGGUCUAAGCAGAGAUUGAAGUGUAAAAACGGUGUAGAAAAUGUGGAGGAUGAUGCUAUUUCUCAUGGAAAGGAUUUGAAAAAUGGGGUUAGAAGGAAAAAGCUAGCGGUUUUCGUCUCCGGUGGUGGGUCGAACUUCAGGUCCAUUCAUGAAGCUUCUCUUCAAGGAUCAGUUCAUGGAGACAUCGUUGUUUUGGUCACAAAUAAACGCGGCUGUGGAGGUGCAGAGUACGCAAGAGAUAAGGGCAUCCCAGUUGUUUUGUUCCCCAAAACAAAGGAGGAACCUGACGGGCUCUCCCCAAGCGACCUCGUAUCUGUGCUUAGGAGAUUUGAGGUUGACUUUAUACUCCUAGCGGGAUACUUAAAACUUAUACCAGUGGAGCUGAUCCGAGCUUAUCCCAGAUCCAUAGUAAACAUCCAUCCAUCACUCCUUCCAGCUUUUGGAGGCAAAGGCUAUUAUGGUAUGAAGGUGCAUAAGGCAGUCAUUGCUUCUGGAGCAAGAUACACAGGUCCAACAAUUCAUUUUGUUGAUGAACACUACGACACUGGGCGUAUCCUUGCCCAAAGUGUUGUCCCUGUGCUUGCUAACGACACUGCAGAGGAGCUGGCAGCACGAGUUCUUCGGGAGGAGCAUGGGCUUUAUGUGAAGGUGACAGAAGCAUUGUGCGAAGAGCGGAUCAUUUGGAGGGAAGAUAGUGUUCCUCUCAUCCAGAGCAAAGAAAACCCAAGUGAGUUUAGGUAGCAGAACCAAACAUCAGCAAUUUCUGCUUUUUGUAGGGCUUAGGUUUUCUCUAUCAGUUUUGCCAAGACUCAAUAUAAUACUAACAUUCUUGAAUACAUUUUUAUACCCAAAAUUGAGAAAAAAUACUCAUACCCAGCUGAUUAAGGGGGAAAAAGGGAAAGGAAGAAAAAGAAAAAGCAAGAAGAGGGUAACCAUUUUAAGUAACAUGGUUUUUGUUCCACUAUGUAUGACUGAAUUGCCUUGAACUUGAGUUUUGUUACGUUGUUAGACCAUUGUUGUAUGUGCAACAGGCGGAUUUUUAUGACUGGCAUUUGAGUUCGAACUUAGAAUUUUUUUUUU